CAAAUCCAAACUGUCUUCCAUCUUUUGAAAGUGAACGAAAUCAUGGUUUAGUUUCGGAAAGGGUACAUCAAAGUUUUAAAAACGGAAGUUUUCUUUUGAAGAGUAGUAUACUUUCCCUCGACUGCGUAAUACUCGAGCAAUCUUUUUAUUGGUACGUAGGCAGUGAAGAGAGAUACAAGCUGUGAUUUUUCUCAAUAUAUGGUUUGGAUCAGGGGCUAUACAGUUUGAGACAAGUUCCUUCACAAAAUCCCAACCGGCUGGAAGUACUUGAAGAUAAUUGUCAUUACCACAAUUUAAACAGUUCGAUAAAAGUGACAAUGAGUACAUUCUUCGUUGUCAUUUGUGUAUCUAUAGUCUCUGGAGUCAAUAUGUUUGCUCUAACUAGGAUGAAUAUCAGCUUGUCGGAACAAGACAUUAAUGGACAUUCUCUUAAACAACUUGGGGACGAAGCGGGUUUGUCAGCUCUGAGUUUGAUUGGACAAGCGCUUAUCAAUUUGGAAAACAAAACCAUUUCAGAGAUUGAAGACAGUAAUUUGCAGCUUCGGAAACAAAUAUGUGAUAUAAAUAAGUGUGAGCCUUGGUCAAAGUGGUCCAACUGCAGUGCUCUAAGCCAAGGCUCGUACGGGAUUCGAACUCGCGCGCGCACGUGCUGGGAUGAUGGUGGAAUAUGCGAUAAAACGGGGAGUGGGACCAUUGAAAAUCAAAGUGAAGUGUGUUCAGGCCUUGUUUGUCCUGUUCAAUAUGAAAUGGUUUCAAAAUUUUGUUUUAAAAUUCACACACGACAUGAUAUGACAAGAAACAAAGCCGAUGAGGAGUGCAAGAAGGAUGGAGGACAUAUAAUAAAUGUGGACACUCAAGAGAGAUUUGACAUUCUCGUCCAGAAAUAUAGUGAAAUCGGACUUGAUAAUACUUGGACUGAUGGUAAAAGAAACAUACAAGCGGGGCCUUGGAUUUAUGAGAGGGGAGGGGAUCCCAUGAAACAAAGUUUCUUCAAAUGGGGUAGCGACGAUCCUGAUAAUGCAUCGACUGACUUAUGCAAACGCUUUGAAAUAUCAAACAAACAAUGGUUCGACACAAAUUGUAACGCAGCGGCCUAUUCCUUCGUUUGUGAGAUUCGAAGUUAGAUUUAUGAACGCUGUGUAUUUAAACUUAUUUUCGAAGGUACAUUGCAAAUGGGGAUGGACAAGAUAUAUGUUCUCUUAAGGAAAGAAAAUGUGGAUUUGCUUGAUCGCCCAAUAUAAAUUAUUGAAUUGUGCCAUGAGGCAUUUGCUGUUUGUCAGGUUUAUGUUAUGCCAAUUAAUAUAUAUAUGCUAAGUACAGAAACAAGUCCAAAAACCGAAAGUUUAAACUCAUUUAUGUAUUGAGCCCAUGAUGUCAAGAAGUAUUUUCCUGUAACAGUGACUCGUUUUACGUUAUAUUAUGUUCGUAUUAGUAUAUAUAUGUAUAUAAUAGAUUAUCUAUAGGCAGCCAACUGGAUGAAACUUGGAUACGUUGUCAACAUGUUCUCUUUAGUCUAAUUUGCACAUGUAUAUGCUUUGACUGGUUAAUAUUUCUAUUGUAUUAUUUUUUGAUAAAAUUGACGAAUCAAUAAAUAUAUUUAUUUUUAUAACUUGAACCAAACCAACGACGUAACCAGUCUAAUACAAUUGACUGAGGAUGUUUUGCUGCAUGUUCAGCGUGAUGUUGCUGUGAAAUAAACAAUUUCAAUUAUUUAA
Messenger RNA from Mya arenaria, 1715 nucleotides. RefSeq names its product macrophage mannose receptor 1-like. NCBI's taxonomy places the organism in Eukaryota, Metazoa, Mollusca, Bivalvia, Myida, Myidae. The record is from RefSeq and is a predicted model, not a curated record. The transcript has a single exon. Bases 318 to 1124 code for a protein of 268 amino acids.